ACGCCCGGGGCUGGAUGCCGAGGGACGGGGCUUUCUCGGGACACGGUCCCACCGUGUGCACAUUCAGGACACACAGGGUGCACGGGAGAGUUUCUUUGUUCCUGCGCUGGUACCUUGCCUCUUGGGGCUGGUUUUGUUUUUUUCUUUUUUUUCAACCUCUAGUUAAAGGACUCUUGAGACGCCUUACGUUAUGGAGCAGUAAAAAAUUACAGAAAUUUAGCAAAAUCUAAACACCCACUCUGAGGACUUUUCAAGCCUGUUUAGGCAAAUUAGAUACAUUUUAUUUACACCGAUUUUCUAGACACUGAGCGAUAACAUGUGGUCGUUCCUGUUUUGCAAAGACUGAUGCUGAAUUGCUUUGUUCGGGUGAAAAGCCCCAGAGGACUUAUGCAGGGAGCCUCAAUGGUUGAUCUGUGUGUCUUUUAACUUGUAAAUUCGAACUUUGGGUUCACUUGAAAGGAUUGAGAAAAGUAGAGGGAAUUGGGGGUGGUGUAGCGAUUUCUUUUUUCUUUCUAUUUUGCUGGAGCCAAGGAAAGGUGGGAAGGUGAUUUCCUUGUUUCCAGCCACAUAUGUGCUUUUUCCACCUGUAGGGAUUUUUACAAAAAAUCUCGGCUUGUGUGACCGUGUGUAGGUAGUUUCUUUGUUGUAUUACCGCAGGAGCUUGAGAACGGUGAAACUUGACAGUGACCAUCCUGGGGGAAUCCUGAAGAAAGGGAAUGUGUGAGCUCCGUGCUUGUCUUUUGCUCUCUGUACCUGUUUUAAGUAUAGUUAUUCCUUUCUAAUAUAGAAAAAAAGGAAGUGUGUUUCUGGGAAAAUAGUCACUUAUUUAAACUUAAUCUGACUCUCAGUGUGGUGUGUCUUUAGAAACCUUUCCGUCUAAUUUAGUGGUCGUGCUUUUUGGUUUGUUUUCCUUUUAGACGCUUUUCUGGCCAAGGUCCUUCGUGCAACUACUCCGGUUCUCAAUAGGCAGUUGCCUUGCGCCUGAGACUUCUGCUUCCCUUUCUUUCUCAAUAUGCCUCCUUCCCUAAAUCUCCAGUAAAAUUGCUACGGUGCUUUAUUUGCAAUAGUUUGAAUUAGCCUGAAGUUUUUUUCCUGAAGCUGGAAUCUGGUAGUCAUCAGAACUGUAAAUGGCGAGCCACAGAUAGCUCACAGUCUAUCCGGCUUCUGGUUUGAACCUCGGAUUUGUUACUGGCUGCUUCCCUGUUUGCUUCAGCGUGCGAGAGGGAGUUGUCUGCCUGCCUGAGAUCUAGCCUGGAGAUGCAGGCCAUCACUCGUGAUUCUUGGCUUGCAAAACUUAGCCAGAAGAACUCAGGAUGAGUAAAAUGAAUAAUUUUGAUGUUCAAAGCACAUUCUGUGUUCUCUGUGGACGGACAGAUGACUGCCCUGAAAAGUACGGAGAAAAAAGGACCUAUGUGGAAUACAAUCUCACUGUUCAUUAUUACUGUUUGUUGAUGUCAAGUGGCAUUUGGCAAAGAGGUGGAGAAGAUGAAGGUGUAGAUGGAUUUUUAAUCACAGAUAUUAAAAAAGAAGUAAAUAGAGCUGCAAAACUGAAAUGUAAUAUCUGUAAGAAAAAGGGAGCUUCAAUUGGAUGUGUAACUCCUAAAUGCAAACGAAGUUACCAUUUUCCUUGUGGGUUACAAAGGGAAUGCAUUUUCCAGUUUAUGGAAGACUUCAAAUCUUACUGUUGGGAACAUAGACCAGUCCAAGAGUUUGUGGAUAAAGAACCUAGAGGAGCUUCACAGUGCACAAUAUGCCUGGACUUGGUUGAACAUCUACCACUGUACACUGUAUUGAAAAGUCCUUGCUGUAAAAAUGCUUGGUUUCAUCGAGAAUGCUUGCAGUAUCAAGCUUUGAGUGCUGGGAUAUUUUUCUUUAGGUGCACAGUAUGUAAUAACAAGGACAAAUUUCAAAAAGAAAUGUUGAGAAUGGGCAUACACAUUCCAGAAAGGGAUGCAUCUUGGGAACUUGAAGAAAAUGCAUAUCAAGACUUACUGCAUUGUUAUCAACACUGUGAUGUUAGAAGAUGUCUCUGCAAGAAAGGAAGAGACUAUAAUGAACCUGAUAGUAAAUGGGAAAUAAAGCGUUGCCAGUACUGCGGUUCUCGUGGGACUCAUUUGGCCUGUUCAUCUAUGAAGUCAUGGGAGCAAAACUGGGAGUGCACGGAAUGCAGAAGUAUCUUUGCAGAAUCAGGUAAAAUUACAGGGAAAUACAGCAAACGGAAAAAGCGUGCUUUGGCUACCUCUGAAAAGACAAAUGGAACGACGUGUUUGCUGGAAGAGCCACCUCCAAAGUCCCCUCGGCAGUCAUCUGGAUCUCCACGCAGCUUUCUACUCCAGCAUUUAAGAGAGCGAAGAAGAGAGGUUUGUAAUAUACUGAAGGAGUUAAAGGCACAGGUUAAAACAAAAACAACAAGACUUAACAUCAAUGCAGAAAAUAUUUGGAGUAGUGCUUUAAAAGGAUUUAGACAGCGCAUCUUCAGUCCUACAAACACUAUUGAAGUAAAUUUCUCAAAUUGCAAAAAUAGAUCGAAGACAAAUACUGCUGCAUCAAAACACCAUUUCUUCCAAUUAUUAAUGCUUCACCUUCAGAAUUCCUCAUUGUUUGAGGGCUCUUCCGGAAAGAACUUGUCCCUUGAUUUUCAAGCUGUAAAAGAAAACCUUUACUUUGAAGCUGGUAAAAUGAUUGCAGUUUCUCUGGUUCAUGGUGGUCCACCUCCUGGUUUCUUUUCCAAAACACUGUUCAAUUGCCUUGUCUAUGGUCCAGAGAAUGUGAAGCCGACUUUGGAAGAUGUUGCUGAUGUUGAUGUAGCACAAACAAUAAAAACGAUAAAACAUGCAAAUAAUCUGUCCAGCCUACAGUCUACACUACAGGACUGCUGCGAAUUCCUCGCUGCUGCUGGAUGUUUAAGACCUGUAACGGCUUUGUGUGAUAAGAACGUGCUGGUGAAUGACAUACUGAUCUCUCAUGUAAUCAAGAGAAUUACUUUACCCUUAGAAAGUUUUAGGCAAGGUUUGAACACUCUUGGUGUUCUAGAGAAAAUGCAAAUGCACCCAGAUGUGUUCUCUAGCAUAUUGUGCCACAAACCUGAAAGACUUUCAGCGGAAAAUGUUUGUGAUCUCUUUACAAUCCAUUCCUCAUCAGAUGUAAGUAAAGAUGAAGGUGCUGACUUUUGGAUGGGCUAUUUGCAAGAUGUGGAAAGUGGCGAAUCUGUAGUGACAUUUGAGGAUAUUCUGCUCUUUGCAACCGGCUCCUGUUAUGUACCAUCCAUUGGUUUUGAUCCUGAACCUACUAUUAAAUUUUUGCAUAUAAGGUAUCCCAUUGGAAACAGACUUCUUAAUUGCUUAGAGCUUCCUAUAACAAAGACAUAUCAGCAGUUCAAAAAUAUAAUGGAGCUCACCAUCAGAAACACAAUAAGAAUUGAAAGGGAAUAAGUAUUUCUGCUAUUAAACUGAAUGCUGGAAACUUCAGUUUUAUGCAGGAACAUCUGCUUUCAGUUCACUACUGGUUUUUUGGACAACAUGCUUUUAGUAUUUUCUGACCUUUCCCCAAAAGUUAUGCUAAGAGUUGUAGUGUUAUGAGAUGGAAAACAAUUUUCAAAUGAAAAAAAAAAAAAAACCACAUUUCUCCUGAAUAAUUUUCAUUUUGAAUCCUCCAUCUCUUGCAGAAGUAGUUUAAAUGUCAGCUUUUGCUGUAGACAGGUAUGAAAUGUAACCACAGUCCGUAACAAGUAAGUGUAUGGAUUGUAUUAAAUACUUAGGUAACUUAUUUAUCAAAAACAAACCAGGUACAUUUUGAAGAUAAUUGCUGUAGAGCGUUGUCUUGCAUAAAACUGUGAUGCAGUUCUUCAAUUCCAUGUAUAUUUUUUCAGUAAUUGUUUUGUACUAAUUCAUUUACAUUCUGAUGGUUCAUGGAAACCUAGGAAAGUUAAAAUACUUGUUUUAUCGUGGUGGCUAGUGCAUUCAAGGUCUGGAGAGAACAUAGGUAAAAUAGUACAGCGUAAGAACAAAAUCCAGUUCAACUUGUGUCUCUGUUUUUAAACAAAAUCUUUGACAUGGGCACAUUUCUACAUUCUACUGUCAUACAUUAAUUUUUAAUUACUCAUAGAGCAAAAAUAGUAAAAACCUGAAGGAAAUCUUGAACAUGCAACAAUAACUGGUCUUUCAGAGUGAAAUAUAGGAGUUAUACUUGAUGCUGUAAAAGUUACUCAUUAGAACAUGUGAACUUGACUUCUAUUCAAGUCUUUUCAUAUGACCAUGCACUAAAGCUUGUUAAACUAAAGGCAGUCUACCAUCAAGCUUGUUUGGCCUGAUACUUUUCUAGCUUUUAUUUUAAACUCUUCCAGUUCAGUCAUAGGCACAUUCUGAGCACUGUAUAAAAUAUAUUUUAGUGCUGCAGUAAUUUGUGUAAGUGGCCGGGCCAUUAAGCUGUAAGAGAUAAGUAGUGAAAGUCCUAUACAGCAACACUUUAUUGUUACUAAAGCUAAAACUAUGACAUUAAGAGGACAUUUAAGUACAUUAUUUUAAAAUGUAUGCUGCUCUCUGUUUUGAAAUUAUACUAUUUCCCUCUGUUAGUUUUGACUGCCUGUACUAUAUGUCCUGAACAGAAGUUGUGCUAUAGAUGUAAUACAGAUGCAUAUGUAUCUGUAUGUGCCUAUAUGUAUGCACAUCCUUCAAAAUACUGGAAAGUAAUCAUAAAUUUUUUUAUUAAUAUAGCUUGGUUUGAAUUGAAAAUAUAAGCAGGAUUGCUUUACAGUUGAACUCCUUUGCAAGGAAGUACAUCCACAGUAAUUAUAAAUGGAUAGGUGCUUCUGAAAAAUAUGAUCAUGUCUAAGGAAAUCAUUGCAAGUCUUAAAACAGACACUUCUCAUUACUAAUGCCUAAAACAAUCUAAUCCCACCUGUCUUGUCUUUAUAAAUUUAAGAACAUUAGAAAUUAAGACAGGAUUAGGAGUGGUUUUUGCUUGUUGGCCAAAAGCAUAUUCAAGUCUACUUUAAAAUAAACAUAUGAUCUCUUGGAGAAUGUAAUUCAACUUGUUUAUAUACUAAGCAUUUUCUCAAUAUCUUCUUUUCUCCAAUAAUAUUCUGUGUUUCUGAUCUUUGCAUAAUUUUGACUGUCAUUCUGCCAUUAAAUUCUUUGAAUUCUUACCCUUCACAAUGGUCUAUUACCAUUAGAGGGAGAGUGGUUUGGCACAAAUUCGUUUACAUAAUAAGGAUUCAUAUUGUAUGUUUGUAUUUUUCAAAUAUGAGUUUCAUGCAGAUAUAAUUAUACUUAAAAAAAUGAGUGCAGUAUUUGUUUUUCUUGCCUAGUUAAACAUAAAUGUGUUCUGUAAUGUUAUUUUUCCAUAUGAGAAGUACAAAUUUUAUAAAAGUAGCAAGCCGAGUGUGAUUAAUUUUAAAGGACAAGACUUUUGGUACCUGCAGUGGCAAGAGAAAUUGUUCAGAACCUGGAACUAAAUGAACUGCAUUUUAAAACUUUCAAUGCAGAAAGAAAUAGUAAAAUAAUGUGAAUAUAAGGCUUCAAAAUAUACCUGAAAUUACAAAAAUAUAGUUUGCACCUUUUAUUGCUUAUUACUUUUUAAUUCAGCAGUUGAAAGGCUUUUAUACAAAGGCAGAAGUAACCUAUAUUAUAUGCCUGGUGUAAAAAUGUUAACUUUAAAAUGAUCUGCUAUAUAAUGCUAUAUCCAAACACUGAAUUUGUAAAAUCACAUAGUAUGUGAUAUUGCUUGAAAGGGUUUUUCUUGCAGAAUUUGUUCCUGUUUUCUAAUACUGAUGUGUACCCAUUCAAGACAAGUCAUCUUGGUUUGAUCAGCUCUAUCUAGACACUCCAAUAUAAUACUUCAUGUAUUCAACUUGUAGUCUUGAAUGCUGCUAUGGAAAGGAAUUUCCUCAUUUUCAGCAUUUAUUUGUAUAGACCAAUCAUAAAUUUAUUUGAACUGUUCAUUAGAAUUCCAUUGAAUAAGUGAACUUCCAAGCACAGAAUGGCCUCCCUUUUCUUGAAAUUGUAAGAGCAAUUUAUAUAGCUAUAAGGACUAGGUUUUUUAUUGUUGUAGCAGAUCACUGAAGUGCAAUAUUAUGGGGUAGUUUUCAUUUUACAUAAACAUAACUUGAGACACACCUGGAAAUUAGGGAGGCUGCUUAACUUCCAGUAUUUCUAUAACAGGGAGAAUAAUUGUAUAUGCAUCAGUUGUGUAUUAAAUAUAUUCUUAUAGAAGCUGCAUCUUCUGUAAGAUUUGUCAACGCCACGAAAGAACUCUUGCAGUCCUUUUUGUGUUUGGCCAAAGAACUUAAUCCCACAGCUUCUGCAUCAAACCCUUAGUUUCCAUCUGGAAUUAGCACAUCAAAUAAGCUAUUUAUUUUCUAGAGUGAUAAUUUUCUACUAAACAGAAAUAUAUUAGUAUUAAUGAGAUUAGUAUGGUCUCCUUAAGAACACAGGUUUAAUAAAAAAAACCACCAUCAACUAUUUUAGCUCUAUGUUUGAAAAACCAAGGAGUAAGAAAUUUCUGUGACUUGCUUUUUUAUCCAGUCAGGGGAUGCUUACCAGAAAAAGCUGUUAGCCUUUUAAACUGAUUUAAGAGUGAAAUAUAGUCCAAAGGAGAAAAAAAAAUGUUCAUACUAAAAGUCUAAACUAUUGUGUGCUGCAGCUUUGAUUAUUUACAUUAAGAUAUUAAGUCCUGGAAUUUGAAAACGUGAGGAUUUUGAGAGUAUUAGUUAAUAAUUCACACUCACAUCCUGCAUAUGCAUUUUGAAAAUAGUAUCAAAAAAUCUGAUUUUAAAUAUAUGCAACUUUGAAGCCUACAAACUAUGCUUUUCAAAUUUGUCUUGAAUCUGUUUUAUAUGGUAAAACUUGUUUAAAACUCAAACUUUUAUGUUUCUUACCUAAUGGAAUGUCUAGUUGGACAAAAAAAAUUCAAAUGCAAAAACUUUUGAAGUGUCAAUCCAUAUGAAUAGGGAAAGGAAUUUUCAAAAUGUUAAUGUUUGUAAAAAUCUACAAUCUAACCCUCUGAUUUUUGUAUUACGUAAGCAAUGUUCUUUUUAAAGUUAUGGUAUUUUGAAUGUUAUGCAACAAAAUGUAAUUUUGUAAAUUUUUUUAGCUCUAACUUGAACUGGGGGAUCAGUGCCUGAACUUGUUGCAUCUUCAAGCAAUGUUUUACAUUACAGGUGUAACAUCAGUGUUGAAAUAAUCAGUAAUACUGUGUAUAUAUAUCCA
Messenger RNA from Hirundo rustica (Barn swallow), 7205 nucleotides. It is a transcript of the gene G2E3, whose product is annotated as G2/M-phase specific E3 ubiquitin protein ligase. Gene Ontology annotation, molecular function: ubiquitin-protein transferase activity. Lineage: Eukaryota; Metazoa; Chordata; Aves; Passeriformes; Hirundinidae. The transcript has 15 exons. Gene Ontology annotation, cellular component: nucleus. The coding region runs from base 1314 to 3431 and encodes 705 amino acids. The record is from RefSeq and is a predicted model, not a curated record.